This is a messenger RNA of Sodiomyces alkalinus F11, 2747 nucleotides long. RefSeq lists its product as hypothetical. The transcript is spliced from 3 exons. NCBI's taxonomy places the organism in Eukaryota, Fungi, Ascomycota, Sordariomycetes, Glomerellales, Plectosphaerellaceae. Bases 393 to 2402 code for a protein of 669 amino acids. The record is from RefSeq and is a predicted model, not a curated record. Gene Ontology annotation, molecular function: protein binding.
ACAAACGCCUUCCGCAUUAUCGUAUCCACGACACCAUUCGGGAUCUAAACCGAUAAACAUACACCCGCUCCUCCCGGCCUCGUCAUAUUCUGUCCUUCAAGCAGCGGAUAUAACCGUCUUACACGUCAACGUCUUUUACAAUCUUGAGCCGGUGCACUUCCCUUGGUGCAAGUCUCCAAGGCCUGGGUGCCUCGAAAUGCCUUGGGCAGAUUGACGUCCAACGACGACAGGAAGGAAAAGAAGAAAAGAAAAGAAGAAAAAAAAAAGCAACAAAGCGCUUGCCAACCCUAAACGAACAUUGUCCUUCUGCAUAUCACAGCACCCCUCUCACCGCAGAGCUGAGUGUCUCUCCCGUAUUUCGCCAUCCCGACAAUAGGCCUCCUCUCUUUACCAUGGACCAAACAUUCAUGACAAUACACAACCUCUCUGCUGAAGCCAACAUCCUCUUCGCCUCCGAAUCCAUUUACGAGAUCCUCGGCUACCAACCCCGCGAAGUGCAGAACAAGUCAUGCUUUGAUUUCUUUCAUCCCGACGAGAUUCCAUUUGCUCGAUCCGUCCAUAAUCGCGGCGUCUUGCUCGACAAGGCUGCUGUCCUCCACUAUGCCCGUAUCCGGUCGCGUGAUGGCCGGUGGAUAAGCUGCGAAUGCUGCUUCACCGUUGUCCAUGAUGUCCUGGUUGCCUGCACAAGCAUCUACCGCCAAGGGGAGCGAAGCCAGCCCCCUCAGAUCCGUCGGCUAUUCUCGAGCUCGCCCCGCGAUCCCCGCUACCAAAUGCUGGAACACCUGUCGCCCAAGUUCAGGAUGCCUCCAAUGGAGCGAGAGCCCCGCGCAGCCCUCAUUCUGAACAGAUUUACUCGCACCUUGACUGUCAUGUUCGCCACCAAUGCCGUGUCCAGCAUUCUCGGCGUCCGUCCCGACCAGAUCAAGAACAAGAGCUUCUACGAGUGUAUACAGGAAAACUGUCUCCCGGACGCCAUACGAUGCUUGGAGAGCGCCAAAGCGAACGACUCGAUUGCCUAUCUCCGUUUUUGGUACAGGGAUCCCCGCCGGGAAGAGGAUUUUGAGGCAGAUGACGACGACGAGGAAGACGACGACGAGGAAGACGACGACGAGGAGGAAGACGAAGGCGAUGACGGCCUUGCGAGGAACCAGAAACAUCAUGGGAGCCUGAGCGACUCGGCCGAUUUCAUGGAUGUUGAUGCUGAGUCUUGCGACUCCUCAAUCAAAAUGGAGGAGCCGGAUAUCCAAACGCAGAAUUCCUUGGCGCUCGGUCCAACGGGAUCAGGUGCUGGUCGCAGGGCUUCCCCAUCCAGCUCGCGUAACGGCGGCGACAGGAGAAGGAGAAGAUCCGAACCAAUCCCAACUUUCGAGCUGGAAGCCGUCGUAUCGUGCACUUCAGAUGGACUGGUCGUCGUUCUUCGCAAAGCUCGACCGCCUAUCCCGACAUCCCAACCUCGCCUCAUCCCAACUUCGGGCUAUGAGAAUGGCCUCUUCGCUGCGCCCUGGGGCCAGCGCCCAGUCCAGCCGUACGAUCACCCAAAUGGGAUUUCCUAUCACCCGCCUCCCCCUCUUCACGCUCACGCUCAUCCUCCUCCUCCUCCUCCUCCGCCGACGAUGCCACCGCAUAUGCCGCUACCGGACCAGGUCAAGAGUGCGAGAGGACCACCUUUAGACCAGUUGAUGCGGUCCAUACGCGAUGUUGCGGUCUUUGCAUGGGCUCUGGUUGGUAUCAAUGGAAACCUAUCAGCGUAUAGUAGCGGACUACCUCAGGGUGAGGCCCAGCCCCCUGGGGGCUUGUGCAUGCCAUACCCAGGGACCGAGAAUCAGACCCCGAGGUGGCCCGGCGUGGACGAAAGUCCAUCCCAAUCCGCACCAAGAUCACCAUCCAUAGCACUACCAGCCGCCGUGUCAGCUUCGCUCGGCUUUGCCCAAAGUCAACAGCAGCAGCAGCAGCAGCAGCAGCAGAACCAACAACAUCAGUGCCAGCGUUUGGGCGUCGGCGAGCUCAUGCAAGACGGCGGGAGCUGCAAUUACACUUUUGGGCAUGCUUCGCCUCCGAUUUCUGCCGCAACGUCUACCCGGGAGGAUUAUGAUGCGCAUUCGCACUCUUGUCGUCUGGGUAGCGAUUCGGGUUGGGGACGUCAGCGGCUGCCGGUGGCGGCGCCGUCGCAUUUCCAAGGCCACUAUCAUCAACCCCGGCAUCUUCCCACGGAGUCCCCGGAUCUGUCAGUAGUAGUACAUGGUCAGCAAACGGCAACGGGAGCGGGACCUUGCCACGACAAGCCCACAGCGUCGCCGCACCAAAGCGAACCCAUGGCUGCCGGAGGAGAUCCGUCGGCGCCGACGCAACUUUGUCCAGCUGAUCAGUCGUUUCCCAACGCACGCCAUUAUCAGUGGCGCUAAAAACAAAUUCGGGUCUUCUCAUGGCUUCUACCGGCUUGGGGCCGCGUGAGAGGACCUUGUAAUACCACCUUUCCCCCUUAUGUCCUGAAUCGCUACGCAUAUACACGAAUGAAUGCAUGGAACAACGAGGAGCAUUUCUUUUGGAUAGUCGAGGGAAGUUAGAGACCUUGACGGGAUUCGCGAGGGCCUCCCUACCAAGACAUGCCGUUGAAGAAUCUGAAGUUGUGGGAUUUGUCCGGAUGGCGGCAAAGUAUACAGAGCUAUUUCUUCGGUGGCAUAUUACGGGUUUAUCAUAUACGUCGCAUGAAGCGAUCCUGGUCAUGAUCAUCAAAGUGAACACAAGGU